AUGGUUAAACAACUUGUUUGGAUUACGACUAGUACGGUCAUGAAAGGUUCUCCUUACACAACCUCGUCUAGUUCUCCUUACACAACCUUCCCUAGUUCUCCCUACCCAACCUUCCCUAGUUCUCCCUACACAACGUUCUCUAGUUCUCCCUACACAAACUUCCUUAGCUGUCCCUUCACAACCUUCCUUAGUUCUCCCUACACAAACUUCCUUAGUUGUCCCUUCACAACCUUCCUUAGUUCUCCCAACACAACCUUUCCUAGUUCUCCCUACACAACCUUCCUUAGUUCUCCCUUCACAAUCUUCCUUAGUUCUCCCUACACAACCUUCUCUAGUUCUCCCUACACAACCUUCUCUAGUUCUCCCUACACAAACUUCCUUAGUUCUCCCUUCACAACCUUCCCUAGUUCUCCCUACACAACCUUCUCUAGUUCUCCCUACACAAAAUUCCUUAGUUCUCCCUCAUCAACCUUCCCUAGUUCUCCCUACACAACCUUCUCUAGUUCUCCCUACACAACCUUCCCUAGUUCUCCCUUCAGACUUUCUUUAUUUCUUCCUGCCCAGCCUUCUCUUGUUCUCCCUACCCAACCUUCUUUUGUUCCUUACACAACCUUCCCUAGUUCUCCCUACCCAACCUUCCCUAGUUCUCCCUACACAACCUUCUCUAGUUCUCCCUACACAAACUUCCUUAGUUGUCCCUUCACAAACUUUCUUAGUUCUCCCUACACAAACUUCCUUAGUUCUCCCUUCACAAACUUCCUUAGUUCUCCCUUCACAAACUUCCUUAGUUCUCCCUAUACAAACUUCCUUAGUUCUCCCUAUACAAAUUUCCUUAAUUCUCCCUUCACAACCUUCCUUAAUUCUCCCUCAUCAACCUUCCCUAGUUCUCCCUACACAACCUUCUCUAGUUCUCCCUACACAACCUUCCCUAGUUCUCCCUUCAGACUUUCUUUAUUUCUUCCUGCCCAGCCUUCUCUUGUUCUCCCUACCCAACCUUCUUUUGUUCCUUACACAACCUUCUCAAAUUCUCUCUACAGACUUACUUUAAUUCUUCCUACGCAAACUUCUUUAUUUCUCCUCUUCUCUAAUUAUCCAUAA
This is a messenger RNA of Eurytemora carolleeae, 1098 nucleotides long. RefSeq names its product mucin-2-like. The coding region runs from base 1 to 1098 and encodes 365 amino acids. The transcript is spliced from 2 exons. NCBI's taxonomy places the organism in Eukaryota, Metazoa, Arthropoda, Copepoda, Calanoida, Temoridae. The record is from RefSeq and is a predicted model, not a curated record.